GUACCCACCGGUACGGACUUUGGAUCUCAGUCCGUCAAGACACAUUGUUGUGACAACAUAUCCGAGAAUAAUUCUUUUUCUUUUUCUCCUUAAAAAAAAAAAAAGAGAGGCGCUCAGUACAACAAGAAGAGGAAAAAAAAAACUCCACCUGGACUGACCCUCCCUCCCCCUUCUUUUAAAAUAUUCCCUUUAGUGUUGUCUAUAUACCUUUUUUUCUUUUUCAUACCCCCCUGAUUUUAAAUGACCCACCUCUCCUCCGAUCCGAUCCGCUCUUCUGCUCUCCCAACGUCACCUUCCUCCUCCUCCUGCUCAUCCACUUGGUGGACUACUACUACUGCUAGUACCACUACUACUACCCCGCCUCCGCCAUCGCCUCCUACUCUUCAGUUUCACAGAGUGCUGGUGGUUCGGUGAUUUGGUGCCAGUUCCAUCACAGAUACCUCAUCGGCCGGUGUCGAGAGAUCUUCUCUCCGCGCUUCCUGUCGGAUAACCCACGCUGUUCACCACUUACAUACACCUCCCACACGAUCCGCAAUUUUUCUUUCGAGUUUUCCCAGUUUCGCAAUCCUUAAAGAGACAAUACAAAAAAACCAAAUUGCAAUUUUAAAAACGCAAAACACAAAAUUGCGUGACUUAAAAAAAAAAAAAAAAAGUAAUUGGUAUUCAAAUUUGUUUUGUUUUGUUUUUUUUUCAAAUUCCCAUUCAUUUGAAUUAGAAAUAGAAAAGUGAUUUGUUUCAAUUGGCCCUCUGCUGACGUCUGGGCAUCGAGAGAUGGAAUGACACUCCACCAAGAGCCGAUGCCGUUUGUCGAUCGUGUCGACACAUCUGCCAGUAGAAAGAGUACACGAUCACACAUUUACCGGCCGUCUCUUUCUCCUCAUUUCCCGCAUUAAAAAUUUCCUCCAAUUCUUUAUCCCUUCCUCUCUCAAUCAUCAUCGGUGAUUUUCGUUUUUGUUUUUAAUUCGACGGUGCGUCGUCAUUGGAUUUCUACUUCAGUGCCUUACGACAGUGCGUCUCUGAAGUGUAGGUGAAUUUCGCUCCAUCAAAACAAAUCAAAAUCGAUUAGAAAAGAUCGAAAAAAAAAAAUAAAUAAAAAAAAAAAAUCGUGAGCAUAACAAAAAAAAAAAAAUAAAUAAAUAAAUGGCUUCGUUCGAGUGUUGGUCCAGCUGUAGUAAUAGUGCAAGGCCUACGAUGUGCUCACAAGAGGCUGGAAGCGUUCGGACUCGGCGGCGGAUAAGCGUCGGCGUCUGCAACGACUGUGGUGUCAAGCAAAUCAAAUGCUCGUUAUCUUAUUCGUCACGGCGACACGUUCGCCGCCCUCACGAUCACCGCUCAUCGGCUGGUUAUUGCUAUUGGCUGCUCGUCUUGUUGGUCGUGUUGAGCGCUUUACUGCCGGCCCCGGCGACGGCCUGCGGUCCCGGCCGGGGCGCUAAUCGCCGACGGUCGCCUCGCAAGUUGACGCCGCUCGUUUUCAAGCAGCACGUGCCCAACGUGUCGGAGAACACGCUCGGCGCUAGUGGACUGACCGAAGGCAAAAUCACGCGUGACGAUCCGCGAUUCCAGCAGCUCGUACCCAAUUACAACACGGACAUUGUCUUCAAAGACGAGGAAGGCACUGGCGCUGACCGUCUCAUGACUCAGCGCUGCAAAGAGAAGCUGAACACGUUGGCCAUUUCGGUGAUGAACCAAUGGCCUGGCGUGAAAUUGCGCGUGACGGAAGGCUGGGACGAGGAAGGCCUGCACGCUGCCAACUCGUUGCACUACGAAGGAAGGGGCGUCGACAUUACGACAUCGGAUCGCGACCGUUCCAAAUACGGCAUGCUGGCACGUCUGGCCGUCGAGGCUGGAUUCGACUGGGUCUACUACGAAUCGCGGGCUCACAUUCACGCUUCGGUCAAAUCAGAAUCAUCUCAAGCUGCCCGUCACGGAGGAUGUUUCCCGCCCGAAUCGACGGUGCUCGUCGAGAACGGCACCACCAGAAAGUUAUCCGAACUUUCAGUUGGCGAUCGAAUUCAAUCGAUGGACUCGCAAGGCCGUUUGGUCUUCAGUCCCGUUUUGCUCUUCCUCGACCGCGAUCUGACCGAAGAACGUGAUUUCGUUCAACUUCAAUCGGCUGAUGGCGCCACCGUUACGAUGACGGCCAGUCAUUUGAUCUACACGGUGGCCAGCCAAGACUUACUGGAAGACGUCGACAUCGAUCUGACGAACGAACAAUUGCAAUCCAACAGUUUGACCUCUGACGAGAGCAGCAGCGCAGAAGAUGAAGAUCGAUUGUUAGGCCAGCUGAUGGCCAACGCCACAAUGGAACGUUUCGGCUCUCGUCUGAAGGCCACUUUCGCUUCCAAGGUGCAAAUCGGUGAUUGGAUUGUCUCGACCGGACCAGAUGGUCGACCAAAACCUCAGCGGGUGGUCGGCGUUUCGGCCGUUAGCCAGCGAGGUGUUUUAGCACCGUUGACCGAGGAAGGCACGCUCGUCGUCGACCAGGUGGUCGUGUCUUGUUACGCCGUCAUCGACGAUCAAACGAUCGCCCAUUUGGCCUUUUCUCCCGUCAGGCUACUCAACAACGUGCACAAGAGUUUGGUCCACUUUUGGAGAGCCAUCAGCUGGUGGAAUCACGACCGGACGACGGUCGAUGCAGCGGGCAGCAGCAUCCCAGUCAAACAUGUUGAGGCUAGAUCGAUGACCAAUGAGAACAGACCUCCGACGUUAGUGGGCAUCCAUUGGUACGCCAAAUUGUUGUACAGGAUAGCACGAGUCGUACUGCCCAGUCACUUGGUCUUCAACUGAACGACCGCCGCCUGACUGUGUGCAAAAACCCAAACACACACACACACACACACAACACACACACACACAAUCUUUUUGUUGGGCAUCAUUGCUCAGCCAUCUCCACUCUCUCUUAUGUAAUCUCCUAACUCUAUGAACCAAGCCAUCUUAUAAUAUCGGGAGAAAGAGAGAGAGAUGGAGAAACUAUAAGGUUUCCCCAAUUUUUUUUAUUAUUAUUUUUUUUUUAGUUUGUUUGAAUGAUUUUUUUUUUGUUCAAUUUUUUGCUCAGCAAUGUUGAGUCUAUAUAUUUAAAUAUGAUGUAUGAUUUUGUCGAUUUCCCCAAUCCUCCCCCCCCCCCCAAAAAAAAUUCCCUUUUUAAAUCCAAUUUAUCUCCUGUAAAAGCCAUUUUCGACUGAUCGGUCAACCCAAACUACAUUGUUCCAAGCAGAGGAACUGCCACCAGCCAACCACUACAGUAUAUCCAAAUCCUAUGCAAACAACCUACAUUUUUUGUUUUUUUUUGCCCCCUUCACGUUUCCCGAUUCAGCAGAAUUCUUAAAAAAAAAAAAAAAAAAAAAAAAAAAAAGCGAAACGAAUAUACCCUCCAUAAUUAUGUGAUGAUGCGUGUAAGAUGUAUAACAAUUUGUAAAUAGGAUGGACAGAAAUGUUCCGAUGACGAUGACGGAGGAAUGAGAAACGACGGAAAGACAACCACCAGCCAAACAGUUUUGAAAGAAAAGAAAAUCUUCUGCCCCAUAUAUGUAGUUAAUUUCACAAUUAAAAAAAUAAUAAAACCAAACAAAACAAAACAAAAAAAAAAAAAACAGAGCAAAAUGUUAAAGAUUCGACAAGUUGUACAUAAAAUAGAGUGAGACAUACAGACACACAGAUCUAUCAGUAUCUAUCAGAUUCCCUUUCCUCCAAUCACGUUCACCACCAUCGACUUUUUCUAUGAAAAAGCCUCCCUCUUUUUUAAACAAAACAAAAAAAAAAAUAAUAAUAUCAAUAAAUAAUACUAUAUAUAUCCUUGAUUUUAACUGCUACUAUAUAACUCCGUCCGUCUUCAUAUAAUAAUUUUCUACUAGAUUUUUUUUCCCGUUCUUUUUGUGGGGUACUUUUAACACUCUUGAAAUUGAGAUUUUUAUUGUUUUUUUUUAAAUAUUUUUUUAAAAUCAAACGUAGCUGUCUCCAGUGCUCCCCACGUUCUGCUGACCCUUUGUUGAUUCACGAUCAAUGCCUUAUCACUUUUCAUUUCGCUCUCAUUUUGCAUCAAUGACGGGCGGUAAUAAUAAUAAAAAGUAAUAAUAAAAAAAAAAAAAAUUAAAACCGCCCUUCAAAGCUAAUACGACAACCAAUUAAUUUUUUAUUUUUAUUCUCGGAAUCUUUGGUCGUGAAAAAAAAAGGGGGAAAAAUUGAGAGAUGGAAGUAACAAAAAUUGCGAAUGUAUUGUUCAUUUUUUCUUUGUAAUUCAAAUUUCGCAUGUCUUUAUGUUCUGAAUUUCUGUUUAAAAAAUUGUCAAUUGGGAACAACCCAUUUCCGCCAUUCGGAUUGUCAACUUUGUAUAUUUUUGCAAUCAUACAUCUGUUUCAAUUAUUA
Messenger RNA from Daphnia magna, 4362 nucleotides. It is a transcript of the gene hh, whose product is annotated as sonic hedgehog protein A. Lineage: Eukaryota; Metazoa; Arthropoda; Branchiopoda; Diplostraca; Daphniidae. The transcript has 3 exons. Gene Ontology annotation, molecular function: patched binding; calcium ion binding. The record is from RefSeq and is a predicted model, not a curated record. Gene Ontology annotation, biological process: intein-mediated protein splicing; cell-cell signaling; cell fate specification. The coding region runs from base 1141 to 2787 and encodes 548 amino acids.